This is a messenger RNA of Emericellopsis atlantica, 2505 nucleotides long. RefSeq names its product fungal-specific transcription factor domain-containing protein. The coding region runs from base 260 to 2401 and encodes 713 amino acids. The record is from RefSeq and is a predicted model, not a curated record. The transcript is spliced from 2 exons. Gene Ontology annotation, biological process: DNA-templated transcription. Gene Ontology annotation, molecular function: zinc ion binding; DNA binding. NCBI's taxonomy places the organism in Eukaryota, Fungi, Ascomycota, Sordariomycetes, Hypocreales, Bionectriaceae.
UUCAGUGUGCGGAGUUUUCCUUGUCCGGCUGCUUUCGGCACUUGCUGUCGCAGACGACAUCGGCGUCACGAGUACAUGUAUGAACAGCUGCAUGCUAUUGAGAAAUCUCAGCUCAACAACAGUCUGGACGAAAUUUGCAUCGUAUUGUCUGUCGGUUCCUUGUGAUUGAGUGAACCCACGACGGCUCAUGUCCUUGGAUCAGCCCGCAACUUUAUGAACCGCAUCAUCGCCCGUCGUCACGACACAGCCCACCACAGCUAUGUCCAUCCCUGAAAACUCGGCAGAAUCAACCCCUGAGCCGAGUCCCUUCGCGGCCUCUGCGGCCUCUCGCAAGCGCAAGCGAUCCUCUCCUGCUGGGCCGACGACCCGUGAGUAUGGGUUCAUGCGUGAUACGGGCGAGCACGACACAGCGCGCUUCGUCGGGUCCAGCAGCGGCAUUCACUUCAUUCGGAAUGUGCACAUGAGGAUCGCGCGGAAGAAUGCCCAGACGUCGAGCGCGAGGCCUUUGAGGGAGAUGGUUCCUGGGGAGGACGACCAAUUGAGGCAGAGGGACGCCCAAGGCAGCACUUCUCUGUGGACAGAGAGCGAGGUCGCAGACUCGGAAAAAGGAGCAAGUUUUGAUCAACUUGUGCAUUGGUCAAAAAGCUACUUUGAGACAUGGCAUCCGAUACUGCCAUUCUUACAUGGGCCUGAUGUUCUGAGAAUCUUCGAGGCUGUCAGUGAGUCUGGCCUCUCGUCGCUGGACAGGUAUGACGGUGUAAUCCUCCGGUCCAUCUUUUCCAUCUCGCUGGCAGACAGUCGCCAGAGCGCGCCCUUUCAGGACAAGAUACCCCGAGAACUAGUAUACAAGUCUGUGGACCAUGCAGUGAUGUGCUCUCAGUUUGCGCUCCAGCAGCCCGCAUCCAUACGAGCGACGCAGGCAGCACUGAGCGUCCAGCUCUUUUUGAUCUCAUUUCUCUGCCUCAACGCCGCAUCUAGGCUCGGUGGCUUGCUGGUCAAGAUGGCUUUUCACCUGGGACUACAUCGAUGUCCGACACGAUAUCCCUUCUUCACUGCAGAAGAGGCGGCCAGGCGACGAAGAGUGUUCUGGUGCUUAUACUGUUGCGAGAGGUUCCUCUCACAGUCGCUCGGCUUGCCUCUGGAUAUACGAGACGAUGAUGUCGACGUUUGCUACCCAGGUGAGGAACAUCACGGCGUGAGUACGGCGAGCGACGACGGGGACCAGCGUCUGCGGCUUUUGGCGUACAUGUCAAAGCACGCUCGCAUCCGUGGUCUGAUCCUGGAGCUGAGGAACAAGUCGAUACCUGUCCGACACGACACGCCUGAGCGGUCGAUAGCUGUGCAGACAGAACUCGCGAAAUGGGCGAAUGAAAUUCAGGAUACCGUCGAGGCAGGCGAUACUAUGGACGACCCAGAUUCUGCAUCUAUAUCAUUGUCGUCACACAUAUCCUCUGGACAUCGCUUGAUCCUCCUUCUGUCCAAGUACGAGUCGACGAUCUCUCUCAACCGGCCAAUGAUGGCUUCCGACCCAUCGACGCCUCAUUGGGGCGCGGCGAUGCAGUCCUGUAUAUCGGCAGCGAAGAGCAUAUGCAUCACAAUGAAGCGCCAUCUCCAUCAACACCAGGCCGAGGGCAAUAGGUUGACAGUGCCGAUGCUCUGGCCUGCUUACAUCUGGGCCGCGUGGAUCAGCGCGUUUGUACUUGCCUUUGCAGCUUUUGAGCAACAAAUGCCCAUGGAGAGUGCGCUGAGACACAUUGAGUCCAGCAAAGAGGUUUUGCGACAUCUCGCGGCAAGAAACACGUCAUGGCCGGAGUAUUGCCUGUCCGCCAUCGACGAGUUGACAUCGGCCGUUGAGGAGCUCUCCCAGACAUCGAGGGAGAGUUUCCCUCGGAGCACAGUCUACUCAGCAGUGCUAGAAUCGCAUGGGACCGGCCGUGCCUCGAGGAGUCAAACCGCUCACGGCGAGGAUGGCCAAGUCGAUACGCCUACAACAGGCUCAACUGUUGAUCGAGGACACGCACACGCCGCAAUGAGUCGCCCGACGGCGCCACCAGUUGUGAUCUCGUCGGUAGGCGCUCACAAUCCUCCCGGCUCGUCUCUGGACCAGGACGCGUACUAUCGUCGACGAUCAGAUCGCGCACCGGCAAGCUCAAACCGCGCUUCUUCUUACCCUCAUGCACAGCAGCCGAUCCCACCACCGAGACCUUCGUGGCCAUCGACCCUGGGGCCGAUGGAUGGUCUGGGAGUUGACAACAUUGAUGCGGCACCCGGUGAUGGGGCCCAAGAGUCGAUGAUGUGGUAUGACCAGUUGUUCGAUAGCUCAUUCGGUGUGGUGGACAAUCCGUUCCUGGCCACGGCACCCUUUGAUGCUUCGGGGGAGACAAAUUGGUUCCCGGGAUGACCAGAAUGCCAUCACACUGGUUGCUGAACUGCGAUCAUGUUGGCCUUUACUGAGCAGCCGAAAGUGCCAUGUCGUGAGGACUGGAGUGGAGCGGGAACAAACCU